Microthlaspi erraticum is the source of this 777-nucleotide messenger RNA. Lineage: Eukaryota; Viridiplantae; Streptophyta; Magnoliopsida; Brassicales; Brassicaceae. The record is from the annotation of a GenBank genome assembly.
AUGGACUUGAUGAGCUUUUAUGCAAUGCCCCCACCGGUUAGGCGGCAUCAAGAGGAAGUGAACUACAUUGGUGAAAACUUCGUGUAUCCUGGCCAGAACGUCUAUCAAGGAGCUCAAUACCAGCCUAAGCAACAAGUCUAUCCUAAGGGAAUCUAUCAGGUGGAGCAGCCCUUCACUUUCCCUCAAGCUGUUGCACCGGCUCAACAAGAAGAGAAGUUAGAUGUGGUCUUGGAAAGAUAUAUGGAGGAGCAAAGGCAAACCACCCAGAGCCUCUAUGAGAAGCUAGAUCGUGUCUUCACUGAUAUUUGCAGCAAGUUUGGAUCUCUCUCCUCUCAUGUCCAGAACUUGGGGAUUCAAAUAGUCCAAACCGCGGAAGCCGUAGAGAAACAAAAUGAGGUAAACCCUACAACAUUUUGUAGCAUUGUCUCACCUAAGGAAGACCAGCUCGUACCUAUACCUACACCAUCUCAAGAAGGAGAAGAAGAAGCUGAGCCUAAGGAGAGCCAAAAACCGGAGAGGUUUCCAUGGGAGUCAAAGAGAGCAUACAAGAGAAGGCUUGUGAACAAGCCAUUGCCAAAGCUAGAAGAUCCGGGGAAGUUUGUGAUUCCUGUUUCUAUCAAUGGGUGUGAAAUCAAUGACUGCCUAUGUGACACUGGAGCUGUUGUGAAUCUCAUGUCUUAUGCAUUAGCAAGAGAUUUGGGAUUCAAAUAUUUUAAAGAUCCUAGGCAAAGAUGGAGUUCGCGGAGCUGUCAUGUGUGGAGCCCUAUGGAGUUUUAG